Molecule: messenger RNA, 720 nt
Organism: Lathyrus oleraceus (garden pea)
Lineage: Eukaryota; Viridiplantae; Streptophyta; Magnoliopsida; Fabales; Fabaceae
Exons: 2
Coding region: 1-720 (239 amino acids)
Source: RefSeq, a predicted model, not a curated record
AUGGAAGUUGGUCUCAUCAACACUUUGGUCCUGGUUUAUGAUUCUAUGUAUCAUUGCUUCACUUUCCCGGAUUAUCAUCUUAUUCCCACUUUAGAGGAUAAUUCUUAUUUGGUUGAUUUGUCCAUUUCUAAUCAGAUUCCAUUUUUUGGUUUAGAAGAAGAUCUAAAGCCUCUUGAUAUUGCCAAAGCUCUUCAUUUGAAGAAAUCCGAGAUUGAAGCUCAUAUGACUUCUAAGAGUGGUAUUCGAGGGAUUCCUGCCAAGUUCUUGAUAGGAAAAGCUCACUAUUUUGAUGGUAUGAGGAGUAUGGGCACAUUCGAGGCUAUCUUCGCUCUGCUCAUUUAUGGAUUGGUUUUGUUCCCCAAUGUUGAUAACUUCAUUGACAUUAAUGCCAUAAAUAUAUUCUUGAUUGGAAAUCCAGUUCCAACCCUUCUUGGAGACACUUAUUAUUCUAUUGACCAUAAGACUUCGAAGAGUGGGGGAAUGAUUAUUUGUUGCACGCCUUUGUUUUGUGGUGAGUUUCCCAAUGUACAUCUUAUUGGUACAAAGGGAGGCAUUAACUACAACCAAGUUUUGGCGCGCUGUCAGUUUGGGUAUGCUAUGAGGGGUAAACCAAACAAGAAUUGGUUGAGUAGUUUCUAUCUCAAGGAAAAUGAAGAUAAUAGAGCUUUCAAGGAGAAGAUUGUUCUUGCUUGGUAUAAUAUUCGUAGGAAGGGAAGAUAA